Molecule: messenger RNA, 1344 nt
Organism: Trypanosoma cruzi
Lineage: Eukaryota; Euglenozoa; Kinetoplastea; Trypanosomatida; Trypanosomatidae
Product: amino acid permease, putative
Exons: 1
Coding region: 1-1344 (447 amino acids)
Biological process (GO): amino acid transmembrane transport
Molecular function (GO): amino acid transmembrane transporter activity
Source: RefSeq, a predicted model, not a curated record
AUGGGUGUUCUUGGUGCUUUUUUUUUCUUUUUCCCUUUUAGGAGUCAUUUGUGUUGUCGGGUGUUGGUGGUAAAAAGAAGUGAAGGAAACGAACACGCCGAGGUGAUGGUUAGUUUGUGUAGCAAGAAGGGCCCGUUGGGGGCAGCGCUGAGUUUGUCCGUCGCAACGAUUGGCGCAGGGACUCUCACGCUGCCUUUGACUUUUGAAGACUGUGGAAUUCUUCCUGUCAUUGCGUUUAUGGUCCUCGUUGGGGCCUUUACUGUCAUUUCGAUUGAUUAUCUCAUUCUGUGCGUCGAUAACGUGCAGCUGCGAUCGUAUGAAGAAAUCUCUCGUCAAUUGUUGGGUCGUACGUUUGAGGAGGUUGCCCGCUGGAUGCUUAUUCUUUACAACGUCGGGGUUGCGGCAGGGUACAUUGUCGUUAUUAGAGAACUCUUCGACCCUCUGGUGCCGAUCAUCCGAGGGCACUUCCCAUUUCUCGAUAGUUCCAUGCGUAUCAUUGUGAUUGUUUGGGCAUUUCUGAUGCUUCCCCUGACAUGCAUUCCACAGAUAACAUCUCUACAUUUUGUGUCUUUGAUGGCAAUUGCUUCCACCUUUGUUGUCUCCGGUCUUAUUGCCUACCGCUACUUUGUGCCAUUUCAUUCGACAGCAGCACAAGAGGGUCAUGCUGUGAAGUAUUUUUCUCUAUCACGUCGCAUGGUAUUGGCCCUGCCGAUAUUGAUGUUCUCAUUUGACUGUCAAACACUUGUGUUUCAGAUUUAUGCCGGUAUUGGUGAACAGACCCCAAAAGGUAUGAGGAAAGUGUCGAUAAUUAGCAUCGGGAUCACUGGGAUGGUUUAUUGGGCGGUAGGUCUUUUUGGUUAUCUAUCGAAUACGCCUCAUGUUCACGGUAACAUAUUGACCAAUUAUAAUCCUAUAGAAGACAAACUGUUUGCAGUGGGGGAUGCCAUGUAUUCAUUUACCGUUAUUAUUGCCUAUGUUCUUGUUCUGUUUCCUUCUCGAGAUGCUGUCUUUACAUUAUUGUAUGGAUACAGCAGUACUACCUGUGAUUAUUUUGAUGCUGCUAUAUCGACCAAGGAUAACCUGAUAGCAAGCUUUUUGCUGUCCACGCUUAGCCUGUUAUUGGCCUUGAAGGCCCCCGGGAUUGUGUUUAUUAUCGCGUUGUUGGGAGGUCUUUGUAGUAGUACCCUUUGUUUUAUAUAUCCUGCCACUUUCCGUAUUCGAUUACAUGCGUUGGGUAUUGCUCCGGCAUCCUCAUGGGAACUCUUUAUAGCUUUCGUCAUGUUGGGUCUUGGUUUUAUCGGUGGGGUGAUGGGUAGUGUGGUGAUGUUCACAGGGAUGAGCUAA